GGAANAAGCAGGCGACGAGCGGAGCGAAGGGAAGGGAGGACCGAGGGAGAGAGAGAGAGAAAAGGAAGGCGGACGGACGGACGCCAGGGUCUCGCAGUGUGAGGGGCGACGUGAGGGCAGCCGGCGAGUGGCGAGGGGCCCUGCCUGGAUCGUGUCUAUCGCCGCCGCCGCCGCUUCAGCUUGUGUGAAGACUUCCUCUCUUGAUUCGCUGCACCACCCCCUCCUCCUCCUCCUCUCCCCACGCCUUUUCCCUUCCAGGCGGGAAUGGCGGUGCUGGAUUUGGCCCUGGAGGGACUCGCCAUCUUCGGGCUUAUUCUCUUCCUGGUGUUGUGGCUCAUGCACUUCAUGUCCAUCAUCUACACGCAUCUUCACCUGAACAAGAAAGCAACAGACAAACAGCCAUACAGCAAGCUUCCAGGCGUUUCACUCCUGAAGCCCCUAAAGGGUGUAGAUCCAAACCUUAUCAACAACUUGGAAACCUUCUUUGAGUUGGAUUAUCCAAAAUAUGAAGUGCUUCUUUGUGUCCAAGAUCAUGAUGAUCCUGCCAUUGAUGUGUGUAAAAAGCUCCUUGGCAAAUAUCCCAAUAUUGAUGCAAGACUUUUUAUAGGUGGCAAAAAGGUUGGGAUAAAUCCAAAGAUCAACAAUUUAAUGCCAGCUUAUGAAGUUGCCAAGUAUGACCUCAUAUGGAUUUGUGAUAGUGGCAUUAGAGUCACACCGGAUACACUAACUGAUAUGGCCAAUCACAUGACAGAAAAAGUUGGACUGGUCCAUGGCCUGCCCUAUGUAGCAGAUAGACAGGGCUUUGCUGCCACUCUAGAACAGGUAUAUUUUGGCACAUCCCAUCCAAGAACAUACAUUUCUGCUCAUGUAACUGGUUUCAAAUGUGUAACAGGAAUGUCUUGUUUGAUGAGAAAAGAUGUCUUGGACCAAGCUGGAGGACUUAUAGCUUUUGCACAGUACAUUGCUGAGGAUUACUUUAUGGCUAAAGCAAUAGCUGACAGAGGCUGGAAAUUUGCAAUGGCCACACAAGUUGCAAUGCAAAACUCUGGCUCCUAUUCAAUUUCCCAAUUUCAGUCUAGAAUGAUCAGAUGGGCCAAGCUACGGAUCAAUAUGCUUCCAGCUACAAUAAUCUGUGAACCAAUCUCAGAGUGCUUUGUUGCAAGUUUAAUUAUUGGAUGGGCAGUUCACCAUGUGUUCAGAUGGGAUAUAAUGGUCUUUUUUAUGUGUCACUGUUUGGCAUGGUUUAUUUUUGACUACAUUCAACUCAGAGGUGUCCAGGGUGGUCCUCUGUGUUUUUCAAAACUUGACUAUGCAGUAGCAUGGUUCAUCAGAGAAUCUAUGACAAUAUACAUUUUCCUCUCGGCUUUGUGGGAUCCUACCAUUAGCUGGAGGACAGGACGCUACAGAUUACGCUGUGGAGGCACUGCAGAAGAGAUCCUUGAUGUAUAGCCACAGCUUUGUGACUGUGUAUUUCAAGAAGAAAAGAAAAGAAAAGAAAAGGAGAGAAAAAAAGAAAGUAUUAUAAAUUAUGUUUAUAUAAAUGCUUUUAAAAGAUCUACCUUCAAUAGUUUUAUUACCUGUAUGUUUCGUAUCUGUUCUUUAAUUUAUUUUGCAUGGCAUUUGCAUCUGUGAAAAAAGUACAUCUGUAGUCUUGGCCAAAUGGUACCUUGUUUUUCUGUACGAAAUCAAAUCAAGAGAAUUGGUUCCAGGUUUCAUUUUCAUAGGAAUGUUCUGCAGCAAGUUCUAAAGACAGUAUCUUUCAAUAUAGUCAAAGCUACUCUCUGAAUCAAAGAACAUAAUCAACAGUGAAUAACUUAUACAGAUCCAUUGGAAAAUGAACAGGGAUUGCACAAGACACAACUAUGAAUAUGUCUCAAAUGGCCUUUAGGUCGUUGGACUGCAUCCUUUGACAACUUAGCAACUUUUUAAUACAAGCGCAGUUCGCAUUUGAAAGCUCACGUGGUGACUCACAAGGAGAGAAGCUUUUUAGAUGAUAUAUGCCUACCUCUCGUAGUUGUUGUGGAGCAAAUAUAAAUAAGUAAGUAGGCCUUAUGAAGAAGUAAAAGCUGGACAUUUGUAUCUGUAUGUGGAUAUAUAGAUAAAUGAUUUUGCUCUUGCUGCAAUGAGCCAAAAUUUUGAUGCAGUGGGUGGGAAGAACUAAUGGUUAGCUAUGCCCAGAGGGCAUCUUUUGGCCAACUCUAAUUGGUUCAGUCUUGAACCAUUUUUAAUCACUGUGCUGUAAUUAGCCUAGCUAAUCUUCUCCUUCAUUCCCAUCUUUGUUUUUAAAAGGUUUUGUUUUUCUUUUUGUUUCUGUGUGACUGAAUAUUUGAUAGCUAUGGGGUGGGGGGAUGCAUUUCAAAAACAUUUCACAUAUAUGCUAUUUUCUUACACACUGUCUUAAGAAUGUAACUUCAUGAUGCAGGUAUUUAAUAUCCUUUUCUUCAUGAUGCAGGUAUUUAAUAUCCGUUUCUUAAAUGGACAUAAGUCUCACUAUACACUAGUCAACUUUAAAUAUCAAAUUGCAAUAGAUACUUGUCAGUAUAAUAAAAGGAAAGAUAAUUUGCUGUUACUGAUAUGAAAAUGUAAGCUUUAACUAUGAAACUACAUCUAUUUUUGGCUUUUUCCCCCCCUUCAUUUAAUCUGGUCUCUCAAUUGGGUUUUUGUAUUCAAGUUAUAAUGGCUAAAAAGCCUAGACUAUAACCAAGUUGUAAAUGCAUGCUGUCUCUUAUCCUCUUUCUCGUUUCUUCUUAGCUUGUUCUCCAACCCCACUGUGGGAUUGCUCUUAGCAUGGUGAACUGGACUGGUUUAAUACUGAUUCUGAUCACGAAGCAAAAUUGAGAGGGACACUGCACAAGCCUUUGUUUUCUUUUAUAAUUGUAUUUAUGCUGCUUUUUCUUUUAAAUUGGCAUGGCAUGUUGUCACCAUAAAGGUCUGUGGCUAGGAGUGUUGCCAGUAUGGCAGCUUAAAUGGUUAUGCCAUGUCUGUGACAAAAAAACAUAAUCUGUAGCAUAUUAGCAAUAACUAUGAGUACAUAAAUAGACUUUUUUCCAGUUUACUGAGCCAGCCCAUUUGAUUGUCUGAUAUACACACAGUGUAAUGUAUACAUUUUUGUGUAUAGACAAAUCCUAUGAAACAUUCCCCAAGCUCCAUAGUACAUUCUCUCCAUUUGCCUUAUGACAUUACAGAAUUUGUUUUGAAGGGCAUAUUUUUUCACGAACAGAGGCUUUAAAUGUGUGUUCCAUUCUUUACAUGUGAAUCGGGAAGAACCACUUCCUGAGGAAGGUUGCAUCCUCUAAACUAGUCUGGUUAUGACCUACUUGAGUUGCAUUUUUAACAUCUUCAUUGUUAUCACUGUUGUCUAGCUUAAUUUUGAUUAUAAUGUUUGUAUUUUAUUUGUGAAGUUUGGUUGAUGCCAUCUAUUACACUGCUAAAGUGACACUCAGUUGGUUUGGCUCAAUGCUGAUCACCAUGUAGGCAGUGUAAUAUAAAACCAAAAGGCUGGACAGACUUCUCUCUCUCUGUGUGUGUGUGUGUGUGUGUGUGUGUGUGUGUGUGUGCACAUAUGUGUGCAUGUUGUGUGGUAGCUGAAAAAAUUGAAUUAGAAGUGUGGGUGUGUACACGCACACAUUAGUAAACCCUUUAUCAUUUAAAGGAAACUGAUGUUUAACUUAAGUGAACAACUUGAUUUCUUUUGUAAGAAAUCUGUGUUGAUUAUGAGAUGGAAAUUAAUAGUUGGAAAAAACUUGGAGGGCACUGUGACAGAACAGCGCAAAGGUUCAGAAUGGUUAAUUUAAAACUGUCUGUCAACAUAUUAAGAAUACCAUGUUUAUUUAAAAUUAUUGUCUUGUUUUGUUUAAAAUAAAUUUUGAAUACAAUCAGA
Molecule: messenger RNA, 3880 nt
Organism: Pogona vitticeps (central bearded dragon)
Lineage: Eukaryota; Metazoa; Chordata; Lepidosauria; Squamata; Agamidae
Gene: UGCG
Product: UDP-glucose ceramide glucosyltransferase
Biological process (GO): glucosylceramide biosynthetic process
Cellular component (GO): membrane
Molecular function (GO): ceramide glucosyltransferase activity
Source: RefSeq, a predicted model, not a curated record